CAUUUUACAUAUUAUCCUUCUUGGGAUAAGUGAGGAUUCUAGGAGAUAAUAUGUAAAAUGGCUAGCAUAUGUACAUUCUCAAUACAAAGUUAGUAGUGGUGAUGAUUGUUACUCCUAUUGGUGCUGAAGAUAUAGACUGCUAAAAUACAGUCAGUUCUCAUUAUUUUUGUUUCAUAAAGCUGCUGCAAAUACCGAAUUAGCAAAUACUAAAAGAUUACCAUUAGGGAUAUACAGGAUAAGUUCCUUAGAGCCUCUGGUCACAACAUUCAAUUAAUCCAUCAAUACAUAACUUUAUUUUAUGUGUGUUUCUUUGUAAAGACACAUUAUUUAAUAUAUAUUGUUGAUUCAUAACAUUGAACUCAUGGCCAGCAGCGCUAUAACCUCACUGACUUGGGAACACUAGACAGCACUUUAGCACUAAGUUUGGGUGCCAUAUUGAAUAGGGGAGUCACCAACAAAAACACAGAAGUGCAAAAAAUAUGGCACUACAUAGACUGUGAAAAGGACACUUGUUUACAAUAUGAUGUGACACCUGAAAGUAGAAGGCAGACCAUCACCUUGUUUGACCUCACUUGGUAAUGUGAAUGUUGGAAGGCUCAAAUUUCUUGCUGUUCUGUGCAUGUGAUUGAUUGACUGUAAAAACUUUGAGAAUAUUGAUUUUGGGGUUACAAAUCAAUACUUUUAGUAAGUAGGUGAAUUUGCAAGUGAGGAAUCCUUGAAUAAUGAGUGUUGGCUAUAUUAAAAACUGUUUUCUUGCAUCUGUAUUUCUCUAGUGGUUUUUCCUCUGGACUAAAAAGCUUACCCACUGGGGAAAAUAUUUUAAAACACUGCCUGCUCAGAUGUUGUGGAUUACAAAGGAAGCCACAUUAAUAAAGAUUUUCCAUGUAUCUGAUCUCUCAUUUUUAUCAGUUUGUUUGCCAAUAAAAAUGCCUCAUCAUUUCCAGAUCUUGAAAGUUAACUGAGGCUUCACUGUUGAGAUAUGGUAGAAUUUUGAUAGAAUUUUGAUCAUUCUUUAAUUAGGCGGAGUGUGAGAGUGGGGACCUGGAAAAAGAGCACAGAGAGAUAAUGGGACCAUUGCUGAAAAAUCUGGCAAAAAGCAGUAGGAUGACACAGGGUAGGUGAGCCCCCAAACUGGGGCUUAGCCUGGCAGGGUUCUUGGCAUUGUUCAGGAAAGAAUUCAAGAAUGAGCUGGUGGUGGAAGAAUGCAGUUUUAAUGAAGCAACAGUGUACAAGAGAGUAGCUGCUCCUUGCAGAACAGGGCUAACUCACAGGCAGUGCAUCCAAAGUAGCAGUGUAUGGGCUGUAGAAAGCAAUAUUUAUACCCACUUGGAAUUACAUGCAAAUUGAGGGGUAGGUUAUUCAGAAAUCUUUUGAAAAGGGGUGGUAACUUUUGGGGGUUGCCUUGGCAUUUGUAAACUGUCAUGGUGCUGUUGGGAGUGUCUUAUGCUGAUGAGCAGUGAGGGCAUCUAGAGGUUGCCUUUGGUCCCAUUUGCUAGUUCUGGUAUGUUUCUUCGUUUCAUCCUGUUGAGACCAGGAAAUAAGUACGGAUUGUCUCCUACUUCAGGAUGGCUUCCAAAUUUUGGUGUAGGCAGUUUUUGAGGUAACCAGCCUCAGCUUACUCAGGGCCUAGAGGAUAAAGGUCAUGAUUUUUACUUUUGUAAGCAUUGUAAAUUAGCAUAUUAUAGUUAUCAGAAUGAUCAUUGUUAUAAAUAUUAACUGAGUACUUGUUGGGAUUGCUUGGAAUUCUUUUAGAAAAAGGGAGAAAAGAAUUGGUUUCAGUAGGUUCUAUACUUUCAAGUUGCAUAGCAGAUAGAUCACACAAUUUAGUGACAACAAAGAAAACACAAAGAACAAUACUAAUAACAGUAGCAUCUAGCAUUUUUAAAGCCCUCUUUACAGGCUAUGCCUUGUGUCAGUGUUUUAGCCUACCUUUCGUAUAUUUCUAUGGUGUUCUUAUGUAUGAUACCCGGGGUAAGGAAGGUACCUAUGUAAUUUAAAAAAUUUUGCGUUAGAUAAAUGAAAAAACAGAAACAUCAGGAAUUAAAAUUUACAUCUAGAUGAGUUAUAAAUAUAAUAAGGCACUACUAUCUACCAGGUAUGGUAUUUAAGUGUUUUGUACAAUAUAAUUCUAAUAUGAGGUAGAUAGGAUCCCAUUUUAUUAAUGAAGGACCUUGUGCUUGUCUGUCUUCUGUCACUUAUCAAUCUUAAGUUACUCAAAUAAGGUAGAACUGUGAUUCAAACUGAGGACUGUCUGACUUCAAAGCUCACUCUUUUAUUCAUCAUGCUGCAAUGGUUUCCAUGUAUUUUGGUGUUCAGAGGUUUGGAGGGAGAGGCAGGCGUGAUUGGGGGUGACAACUCAUGUUGAUUUUGGAAUGGAAAGAAGACUAGGUUUCUUAUGAAGUAAAGGCAGAAGACUCAGGGUGUGGUUUAACAUUCAAAUCCAAAAUAAAUAGUUGUAUUUAUUAAAGGUGCUCAUAGCAUGCCUGUCUGCAUAGUUCUUUGUUUCCAAAGCUGCUUCUGAAAAAGGAAAGGAAGUAGGCUGUGAAGGCUCCAAGAAAGAUAGCAAAAGAUAGAAUGGUGGAUACUUAAUUAUUCACAAGGGUGUGGUGUAUCAGUAAGUGGUAGAUUUUUCCCAUUUCUUAUUAAUGAUCUUCAAAUGUUGCUACUUGAUGACAUUAAGUUGUCUUGUCUACAUACCCAUCCUGUGUUCUACUACUGAACACGGAUAUGUAACUCCUAACAUCUGGAUGUUUUUCACUCGUCUCUCUGUUUCCCCCUCACUUUUAUUUUCUCCUAACCUGACUUGUUAAUUGCUUUUUUUGUGUGUGUCUUCAUAAAUUUAUAGCCAGUCUGUUCUAUUCUGGACUGUUUAUCUUUAACAUGCCAGAGGUCUUGAAACAUCAUAAUGUUGUGUAAUGAGCAUAACUUCUGCCUUGACUUGUGGGUGUUAAGAGCAUUAGUCAGUGCAAAGUAUUCAGUUAAAUGUUUUCAAUGAAAGGAUAUAAUGAUCUAACAUAGAGGAAGAAGUUAUAAAAAUCCUAGUUAAUGGCAUUAAUGGUGAGCCAUAUACUUAGGGGGUUCCUUCUGUGAUGAGUUAGAGAUUCACAAAAUGAAUGUAAAAGCAUUCUUACUCUUAAUUAAUGAGAGAGGAGAAAGACCAACAAUAAUAAGAAAAAAAGGACUUAAUUCUCAUCCAUACCAAGAAAAGUGUAAGCAUCCAAGUUCCCAGUGAUUCUAAUCCUGAUUCAGUACCUUGCAUAUAUCUUUAGUUAUCACAAGAAAUGUUAAAGAUUUCCAUGAGAUAUUAUCGAAAGGGACUCCUGGGCUGCAUCAUAAGCCUGAUUGAAAGACUUAGCCUUGUAAUGAUCUCUUCUUGGAGGACCAUCAGGGAAUUCUUUGCAGCUCUAUCAGAGAGUCAGGGCUUUCCUGAGCAAACAAAGUAGGCCUUUACCUACAGAGCUGAUUUUAUGAAGAGUUUUGGUCAGCAUUAGUCACUGUGAAACUAUGAGCCUCCUGCCUUGGUUAAUCUCUACAGACAUCUCCCUACAGCAGAAGAUUGAAUCCUCAUCUCUCCAUGAGUCUGAACAUCUAAAGAUGUUAGAGGUACAUUAAUUUGCUUCUUGCUGGGGAAUGUGUAUUGGGUCUUCUGGGAAUAGUGUCUAGAUGAAUGUUUAAUAAUCAAUUUAAUAGGUUGGUGGGCUGUCUUAUUUCCUGGGGUUGGAGGUUUAAACCAGGACACCCUGUGCUAACUCUGCUCUUUACCUUGCCAGCAAUCCUUAGUCGUCCUGGUAAACAACUUCUGAGUUAAAUACCUUUUCUUUUCUGGAGAGGUUACGAACAAAGGAAAUGGCUUUGAUGUCAGGACAGGGGGCAUAAACAGUGUUUAUGGCUGCUGUUAAAAAUUUCUCAUCUGGGUAUUUUCAAAAGAAUUUUAAGUCAAAAUAUAUCACUUAUGGGAAGUACCUUCUUUUCCGACAUGAUAUCUUAUACAAAUUGAUAAUUAUUUUCAUGGUUUAAGUAGUAAUUGAUGACAUUUUGGGGGUUGGAAGAUUUGUAGGGAGGAGGAGAUAGAUUUUCAUCAGAUUUCCUCCCAUCCUUUCCUCAUGAUGAUUAUUGAUCUCUAGUCCUCAUAUGUAAGGUGUUGAAUUUAUUUACUAAUGUUAUUAACUGAAUCUAUAGAUAAAGAGGUAGUUUUGAAUGGGAGCCAAGUAACCUGUUGUUGUAAAGUCUAUUUUACCUUUCAUGAUUACCAUCUAGCACCUCCCUCCUUUCUGGCUGAAUUCCCUGUCAUUUUAAGUAGGCAGCAAUUACUGGUUUGCUAAAGAAGUCAGCUCCUGCUGCCAAGGAUCCUGUUAAUUAUCACUCUAUCUCUAAUUUAGCCUUCCUAGUGUUGAGAGAAGGUGCGUGUAAGCGUGUGGCAGAACGUCUGCAAUCGCAUCUUUGUAAUAAUCUCCUUUCUGAGACGGUUCAGUGGACUCAAUGUUCCGCCAAAGGGCCGAGGCGGCCCUGCAGUUCCGCGGAGCAUCCUGGGGCCUCCAAGCCUCCGAUAAGCUCCUCCAGUAUGACAUCACGCAUCUUGCUACGCCAGCAACUCAUGCGUGAGCAGAUGCAGGAGCAGGAGCGAAGGGAGCAGCAGCAGAAGCUGCAGGCGGCCCAGUUCAUGCAACAGAGAGUGCCUGUGAAUCAGACACCAGCCAUAAACGUCAGUGUGCCCACCACCCUUCCCUCUGCCACCCAGGUGCCGAUGGAAGUCCUUAAGGUGCAGACCCACCUUGAAAACCCCACCAAGUACCACAUACAGCAAGCCCAGCGGCAGCAGGUAAAGCAGUACCUUUCUACCACUUUAGCAAAUAAACAUGCCAACCAAGUCCUGAGCUUGCCAUGUCCAAACCAGCCUGGCGAUCAUGUCAUGCCACCAGUGCCGGGGAGCAGCGCACCCAACAGCCCCAUGGCUAUGCUUACGCUUAACUCCAACUGUGAAAAAGAGGGAUUUUAUAAGUUUGAAGAGCAAAACAGGGCAGAGAGCGAGUGCCCAGGCAUGAACACGCAUUCACGAGCAUCCUGUAUGCAGAUGGAUGAUGUAAUUGAUGACAUCAUUAGUCUAGAAUCAAGUUAUAAUGAGGAAAUCUUGGGCUUGAUGGAUCCUGCUUUGCAAAUGGCGAAUACGUUACCUGUCUCAGGAAACUUGAUUGACCUUUAUGGAAACCAAGGUCUGCCUCCGCCAGGCCUCACCAUCAGCAACUCCUGUCCAGCCAACCUUCCCAACAUAAAAAGGGAGCUCACAGCGUGUAUUUUUCCCACAGAGUCUGAAGCAAGAGCACUGGCCAAAGAGAGGCAGAAAAAGGACAAUCACAACUUGAUUGAACGAAGAAGAAGAUUUAACAUAAAUGACCGCAUUAAAGAACUAGGUACUUUGAUUCCCAAGUCAAAUGAUCCAGACAUGCGCUGGAACAAGGGAACCAUUUUAAAAGCAUCCGUGGACUAUAUCCGAAAGUUGCAACGAGAACAGCAACGCGCAAAAGAACUUGAAAAUCGACAGAAGAAACUGGAGCAUGCCAACCGGCAUUUGUUGCUCAGAAUACAGGAACUUGAAAUGCAGGCUCGAGCUCAUGGACUUUCCCUUAUUCCAACCACGGGUCUCUGCUCUCCAGAUUUGGUGAAUCGGAUCAUCAAGCAAGAACCCGUUCUUGAAAACUGCAGCCAAGACCUCCUUCAGCAUCAUGCAGACCUAACUUGUACAACAACUCUCGAUCUCACGGAUGGCACCAUCACCUUCAACAACAACCUUGGAACUGGGACCGAGGCCAACCAAGCCUAUAGCGUCCCCACGAAAAUGGGAUCCAAACUGGAAGACAUCCUGAUGGACGACACUCUUUCUCCUGUUGGUGUCACUGAUCCACUCCUUUCGUCAGUGUCCCCCGGAGCUUCCAAAACAAGCAGCCGGAGGAGCAGUAUGAGCAUGGAAGAGACGGAGCAUGCUUGUUAGCCAAUCCUCCCUGCACUGCAUUCGCACAAACUGCUUCCUUUCUUGAUUCAUAGAUUUAAUAAUUUACCUGAAGGGGUUUUCUUGAUAAUUUUCCUUUAAUAUGAAAUUUUUUUUCAUGCUUUAUCAAUAGCCCAGGAUAUAUUUUAUUUUUAGAAUUUUGUGAAACAGACUUGUAUAUUCUAUUUUACAACUACAAAUGCCUCCAAAGUAUUGUACAAAUAAGUGUGCAGUAUCUGUGAACUGAAUUCUCCACAGACUUUAGCUUUCUGAGCAAGAGGAUUUUGCAUCAGAGAAAUGUCUGUCCAUUUUUAUUCAGGGGAAACUUGAUUUGAGGUUUUUAUGCCUGUGACUUCCUUGGAAAUUAAAUGUAAAGUUUAAUUGAAAGAAUGUAAAGCAACCAAAAAGAAAAAAAAAGAAAGAGGAAAAGGAAUCCAUACUAACCCUUUUCCAUUUUAUAAAUGUAUUGAUUCAUUGGUACUGCCUUAAAGAUACAGUACCCCUCUAGCAUUGUUUAGUGUUUAUACUGCAGACUACUUAAAGAAAUACUGUAUUCUGUAAAACACACAAAAAAUGCAGCCUUUUCAUGAGAAUCAUCUGGUUAGAAAACAUAACUGAUACCAACCGAAAUUGAAGGGAGUUAGACCAAGGCUCUGACAUAUAAAGUCUAAUCUUGCUCUCUUUUAUUCUGUGCUGUUACAGUUUUCUUCAUCAAUGAGUGUGAUUCAGUUUUUCAUAAGAUAUAUUUUAUUUUGAAGUGGAAAUUAAUGUCCUCUCAAAGUAAAAUGUUGAGGAGCACUGAAAGUAUGUUUUACUCUUUUUUUUUUUUUCAUUUUUGCUUUUGAUAAGAAAACCAAACUGAGCAUAUUUCUAAUUGGCUUUACUAUUUUUAUUUUUAAAUUAUGUUUUACUGUUCAUUUGCUUUGUACAGAUUCUUUAUUAUCAUUGUUCUUUUCAAUAUGUUUGUAUUAAUUUGUAAGAAUAUGCAUCUUAAAAUGGCAAGUUUUCAAUAUUUUUACAAUUCACUGGUAGUUUUCCGCAUUCUUUGUACACCCAUGAAAGAAAACUUUUAUGCAAGGUCUUGUGUUUAAAAGACAGCUUUGAGAAUAUUUUGUACAUUACAGUCUCACCCGGAACUGUUUUUAGACACAUUUUAAGGUGUAGUAUUAAUAGGUUAAAACCAGGCUUUCUAGAAAGAAUAAACUUACAUAUUUAUUUUUAGGGUAUGAAAAUAGCAAUAUUCUUGGAGACGGAUAACCAUAGCAUUAAUACGCCCAUUAUGGUCAUUUAAUUGGGGUUUAUUUCAGCAAACUUGCUGAAUUUUGUUUUAAAGAAAGAAAUACUGUAUUGGCAAAUUGCUGUUACUUGAUAACCAUGUUUUAACAAGGAGCAAUGUUGUAAAGUUAGUUUCAGUGCAUUAUCUACUUGUGUAGUCCUAUGCAAUAACAGUAGUGUCACAUGUAUCAAGCCUAAAUGUUUUAUACAGAUGCCAUAUAGUGUUAUGAGCCAGGCUGUUGAAUGGAAUUUCUCAGUAGCAGCCUACAAUUGAAUAGCAAGUGGCAUAAAGCAUAUCCAUUCAGAAUGAAGUGCCUUAAAUAUAGCAGUAGUCUUUUUUGGACUAGCACUGACUGAACUGUAAUGUAGGGGAAAGUUUCAAGAUGGUAUCUAUAGUCAAGAGGAACAUGUAGCAUGGUGCCUAUGUAGACAAUAUAAGAGCUUCCAAUUUUCCUUCAGAUAUUUUUAAUAUUAAAUAUAUUUUAGUGACAGAGUGCCAACUUCUUUCAUCAGGAAACCUUAUUCAGGAGGGGUUUUUUUUAAAGUGUUUAAAUGUCAAAUGUGAAUUGGUGAUGGGUGAUGGAGGGUUCAUAGAGAAGGAGUGAUCGUCAGAUGUGUGAAUGAAUGGUUUAGGUAAAAAUAAUCAACUGCAUAGUUCCCAUGCACGCUGGGCAAUGAGAAUCCUUGGAAACAUUGGUGAUGCUAUCAGUUUUAUAGCUUUAUUACUUAAGGGGGUAGGGAAAAUUACUUCCCAUUCUUUCAACCCCCUUAACUGUAUAGCUCUUUUCCUAGAAUAGUGAUGCAAAUCUGCAUGAACAGCUAAUUGUACCAUAGUAUUCACUGAUACAAUCAUAGCACUGUCUAUUUUUCUCUUCAUAUUUAUAUGGGGGGGCGGGCGCUGGAUGCAAAAGUUGAAGGUCGUGAUGCUAUGAUAUUAGUUUUCCUUAGCUGAUUUUGAGGGUUUUUAAAAAUAAAGCAAGGUUGACUAACCUAUGGCCAAGGGAACAGGACCAUGGUUAAGCAACCACAUAGAAAGCUUUGUUGAAAGAAAGUAUGGCAUCUUGUACCACUACCCUGACUGUCGCAACUCCUGACUUUGCCAUUGCCUGCCUCCCCGUCCCCUUCUCCUUAAGAGACAAUUUCUGCAGGUGGCAGGUGAGCAAGCCCAGGAGAAUGCUGCAAUCUUGGGGGUGGUUUUAUUUAUUUCUUUUUGCCAAAUAGAGUGUGGAUUCGUUUUAAGGACUAGUUAAGCCAAGAGGCAGUGGUUUGGCCUUGUCGUUUGUAACGAGAAAAUGAUCCACACCACUCCCCCUAUCCUCGGGUGCAGAAUUGUGACUCGAGGUUGGACCUCCAUAUGGAGGGACCAAAAUGCCAAAAUUGUCCCUCUGCCUCUGGGUAGGGCAAUGGAAAUACCAAAUCUUCUGACUUUGCCAAAAAGCAUACAAGCAACCUGGUCAUAUAUAGGAUGACAAAAUUCUUUCUGAUUGUUUUUAAACAAUAAAGCAAUAAGAACAAAUACAAUACAUAGGAAGUUAAAAGAUAUAAAGCACAAAGGAAUGCACUUAUUAAUAUUUUUGAAAAAUGCACUGGGAAAAAGUUGAUGUCAAUAACAGUAGAAAAAAGCCCUAUUUCUUGAUAAAUGACAAAUGACUGUCUCUUGCGGAUGCUUGGUACUGUAAUGUUAGUAAUAGUCACCUGCUGUUGGAUGCAGCAGUAAUUUCUGUGUGGUCCAUAGCACUGUAUAUUAUGGAUCGAUAUUAAUGUAUCCAAUGAAAUAAUCGACUUGUUCUUGAUAGCCUCAUUAAAGCAUUUGGUUUUUCACGUAGUAGUGAUGGCCUAUUGUGUUAAUGCCAAUUUUGAAUGUUAUUUGCCUUAUCAAAAAAUGGUAGUGCACAUUUUCUUCUGAUUUAAUGAAUAACAAAUUGCAUGAAAAAUUUUAAAGUGCCAGUAAGUACUUUUUUUUUGUUUAAAAUGCCACUCUAAGAUGUUACUUUUUGGUUUUAAACAUUUUUGAUUACUUUAUGACUUACACUCAGAUGAGCUAUAAUUAUGCAGCUUUUUUAUCCCCCUCAGAAUUUGGGGAGAUUUUAAACUCCCAAAUGCCAAGACUUCAUUUUAGAUAUAGGAGUUUUAUUUAAAAUGUUUCAGUGAGAGGUGGCUUUAAAAAAGAGAAAUUGUCAGAGAAACACUUGCAUAUUUACAGAAAAGAUAUUGGGUUUUUAAAAUACAAAUUUACAAUAAUGAAAGCUUAAUAUACUCAGGCUGCCAGCUCCUGGUUGCUUUUUUUUUUUUUUUUUUUUUUGAAUAUACUACUUAA
Sapajus apella (tufted capuchin) is the source of this 9575-nucleotide messenger RNA. RefSeq names its product melanocyte inducing transcription factor (gene MITF). Lineage: Eukaryota; Metazoa; Chordata; Mammalia; Primates; Cebidae. Gene Ontology annotation, molecular function: RNA polymerase II cis-regulatory region sequence-specific DNA binding; DNA-binding transcription factor activity, RNA polymerase II-specific; protein dimerization activity. The transcript is spliced from 10 exons. The record is from RefSeq and is a predicted model, not a curated record. Gene Ontology annotation, cellular component: nucleus. Gene Ontology annotation, biological process: melanocyte differentiation; regulation of transcription by RNA polymerase II. The coding region runs from base 4562 to 5986 and encodes 474 amino acids.